UGAGAGUAAGUAGAGAGGUCUUGGUUGUUGAUUAGACAAGUCAUACAAUUUUCAUAAUUUGAUGACUAGGAACGGACUUGUAUAGUUUGAGACAGUGAGUCUAAUAGUUUGUUUGUUUGAAUUUAUGCACAAAGCUACACAAUGGGCUAUCUGUGCUCUGCCCACCACGGGUAUCGAAACCCGGUUUCUAGCGUUGUAAGUCCGCAGACAUACCGCUGUGCUACUGGGGGGCGAGUCUAAUAGUAAUAAAUUUUGGAGACGGCCCGAAUGGGAUAACAAAGAAGACAAGUUUAACAUAGUAACAAAUGUACAACGUCUCAACCAAAUUGAUCAUGACAGUUGUAUAAUAUUACUACUAGUACAUUAAUAUUACUGUACUGAAUUUGCUGAAACCUGUGGAGUAUAAAAUAUUAAAUGUGAAAUCUCGAUCAAUUUUUACAAAUUAGACUGAAAUUUUAGUGGCAUUGUAACGAGUAUUAGUAAUCUUUUUAAAAAGUUACCCAAUGAAUUUGGAUUUAGAGAGUUAAUUCCGUUUUCAUUUAAAUUUAUUUCCGUAGUUGACAAUGAUGUGAACUCGCUAAAGCUGUAUUAUAUUUAUAAUAUACGAUAAAACAGGUAUACCAUAUUUACAACUUUAUUACAAGAACUGAAACUUUGAAAGUGAAACUGAAUCAUAAUGAUCAGCAAUCAAGAUCGUUCAAAAUAUCGUGCGUAAGCCUUAAAAAGCUAAAUGAUGUCAAGCGUUUUUGAUAUUUGAGUUUGACUAGAACAGUACUGAAUCAUUGAAUGCCUAAUUGAGCAAUUCAAUCUUCAAAAGUAGUUCAGGUAGCGAAAUACAGUAUAAAGACAGCAGAUGUAUUCUCUUAUUCAACUGUUUCGAGGUCCGGAAAGGACUGAACAAGAUCAACCAACUACAGAGAACCAAGCGAUUCUUAAAAUUAUUGAACAACCAACAAACAGUAUAAGAUAUCGGUAUAAAAGUGAAAAAGGAUCACAUGGUGGUUUAACAGGGAAGAGUAGCACCACUUCAAACAAAACAUAUCCUACAGUAAAGAUUGAAAACUUUCAGCCUCAACAUAAUCAACAAGUGUAUGUUAAGGCCACUUUGUACUCAGUUGGUGAUGAACAAAAACCUCAUGUUCACAAGUUGAUGGGGAAGGACUGUGAUUCUGAAGGAACCUGCAAUAUGAAGCUGAAUAGUAAUGGAACUGCUAGACUAGAAAAGACCUUCAUACAACAUGUAGGAAAGGAAGGAGCCAUUCAGGCCUUAGGAGCAAGGAAAACAAAAGAAAACUGCUGGCACCAUGAUACUCAGAAAUGUAAGUUACGGGAAGAUGUUGAACAGGAGGCCAAGGAUAUGGACUUAAACAGAGUCAGAAUCUGUUUCAUGGCAUUUGUCAGGAACCCUGCUUGUCCUGGUUAUUGCCAGCCUCUCUGCCAACCUGUUUUUUCAGAUAUCAUUGCAAAUCAAAAAUGCCCUGAUGUUGGUGAACUAAAGAUUACUCGAAUUAGCAAAUACACUGGGUUUUGUACUGGGAAUGAAGAAGUGUUUCUUCUCUGUGAAAAAGUCAAUAAAAAGGACAUCAAGAUUAGGUUUUUUGAAGAAGACAGAGAGGGAAAUAUUUUGUGGGAAGGUUGUGGAGAUUUUUCAGAAAAUGAUGUUCAUCACCAGGUUGCAAUUGUGUUUCGAACACCAGCCUAUAAGGACCGCAAUAUCAAGGAAGAUGUGAAUGUCAAAAUUCAACUUUACAGGCAAAAAGACAAUCAUUGUAGUGGAAACAUAGAUUUUCUCUAUACUCCUGCUGAAUAUGAUAGAGAAGAAGUAAAACGAAAGAGACAAAAGAUAAGUGGCUUCCAAGAACUUCACGAGCCCCAUGAUUUAGGUUUGUUGUUACAGACAGGUGCUAGUAGCAGUGGAUCUAGUUGGUCUGAUACAAGUACAUUGGGAAGUUUUGUUGGUCACAGUCAGUGUUCAGGCAGUAAUCGUGAAGAGCAGGUUACCAGCAUGUAUACUAUGGACAUACUAAACAAAGCUUGCAUGGAAAUUGGUCUAGUGAAAAAUCCUAUUACUAAGAUUUCUUCGAAUCCAGUGUUCAGUGAAAUACAAGGCCAGAGCAAGAGUUUUGACAGUAAUCUAGAAGUACAGUCUACCAGUUUCAACAUUCCAAACAAUGAUUGGUUGAAAAAUGGUUUAGGGGAAGGUUCUAUCCUAGAUUAUCCUUUCAGUCCAGUGUCCUUUGAAGUACAAUUUGAUCCAGAUUCUCUUCUGAAUCAAGUUGAAAGUGACUCUGUAACUACGUCUGGAGUUGAUAGUGAUAUUCAAAGAUAUCUUGAAUGUAAGGUUCAGGAUCUUACUCUUAAUGAAAAGAUUUCUGAAGAAGUGAAGGAUGAACAAAGACAAAAUUAUGUUCCUAGUCAUCUUCAAAAAAAUGUACCACAAGAUGUCAACCAUUUUUAUACUCAAUCCAAAGAAUGCAUAAAGGGCAGUGUAGAAAUUGGUUUGGUACCUGUAGAAAACAAAGUAAAGCUUAUACCUGAACACAUCAUGAAGCAAAAACCCAAACUUGAUCCAGUACCACUCAUGACUAUAGAUAAUAGCAAUUCAUAUAACUCUAAACAGGCAAUUCAUAUUACGAAGCAGGAGUCUAGUUCUGAAACUAGACGUGCAGAAACAGAGGGGCCAGAGGAAGGAACAGACAUGAGUAACUUAGCUGAAAACAUUAUCAAACAACAGCAAUAUGCUGAAGAUGAAAAACAAGAAAAAAAUGUAAAUAUAAGUUUGGAGAAGUUCAUCACACAAUCAGUAGAACCAACUGGUGAAGAUGUAGAAGCCAGUGAGAAAAGACAACAUAGACACUCAAUAAAAAUUGAGGACAAAAAUUCUGAAAAAAUUCCCCUACCUUCUGGGUUACCUGCUGUGAAACAACUAGCUCUCAGGAUGAGUUUAGCAUUAAGAGCAUUUGUUGUUACUGGAGAUCUAAGAAUAUUAUUAAUAACUCUUCGUCAUCUUGUAGCUGUACAGGAUGAAGAAGGAGAUAAUGCUCUCCACCUAACAAUUAUUCAUCAAGCUAAGCAACAUGUUCAGCAACUAGCUCUGAUUCAUUGUCUCCUGCAUGUUCUCGAAGGACUUCCAGGACAAGUCAUCAAUCAGUGUAACAACUUACAUCAAACACCACUGUUCUUAGCUGUGGUAACAGGAAGCUACAAAGCUAUCCCCCCCUUGCUGUUGAAUGGUGCUGACCUUAAUGUUGCUGAUAAUGAAGGAAAUACACCAGUACAUGUAGCUGUCAAGAAAGGGGAUGACACUGCCCUUACCCUGCUUCUUGAAAGAAAUAACUGUUCUCAGCAUAUUUCUCCAGUUGUUAAUCUAAAUAAAUUGAAUUAUGAAGGGUUUGCUCCUCUUCACCUAGCAGUACUGUAUAAUAGAGAAAGAUGUAUUGACAGACUGUGUGAAAGUGGUGCUAAUGUUAACAUAGCAGAUGGUACAAGUGGGAAUACAGCACUACAUCUUGCUGUAGAACAUCAACCUCAUCUUGUUAGGGGAUUAUUGAAAAAGAAUGAUGUGGACAUAGAUGCCCAAAACUUUUCAGGAAAUACUGCCCUUCAUCUUGCCUGCACUCGAGGCCUCAGAAACAUUGUUAUAGCAUUAAUGGAAGCAGAUGCUAAUCCUCUGAUUCAAAAUUUUGACAUGACUUCCUGUUCUAGCCAGUGUGGCUGUGAAUCUUUAGAAGGAGACAUUACAUGUAAUAACCAUGAAGGGAAAACAGCAGUUGACUUGGUAGAAGAUAACUUUGAAUUCAAACAGAUUUUAGCUGGGGAAAUAAAAUAUCCACCACAAAGAUCUCCUCAGCAGAUGUCAUCAUCAUUAACUGAAUUGAGGAACGAUGGUUCUUUUCCAACAGUCAACCCAGAAGUAACAAAAUUUGAUUAUAUGAGAAAACAACAAGUCUUCUUUGACAGUGCUAAAGUGGACUGUGCUCAGCAACUUAAGAUGUUUGACUCAGGAUAUGCUAGUGGAGAAAUCCAUGAGAUGAAAGAUAAAAAACUGGAAGUUCUCUGUGCUGAGCUAGAUAAAGAUAAUCAGUGGAAGAGUCUUGGACCCUUCCUUGGUUUUGACGAGCAUAUGUUAACCUCUAUUGAGAAAUUUUGUCACAAGAACAGAAGCCCAUCAAAAGAUAUUAUAGAAAAAUUUCAAAAAAACAUAAAGGCACAAGAGGAGAAAAGCUCUCCAGGUAUAGCAGAUGAUGAAGCUUUAAAAAAUGCACUCAAGCUUGCUGGCUUGGAAAAAAUAUUGGAAAAAUAUGAAAGAGCAGAGACUGAAAGUGCAGUUUUCUAAAAAAAGGAAAGACAUUUUGAAGCUUGCUGCAUAAUUUUAUCAUUUGAUCUAAAUAGAGUUUGAUGAAUAUAUAGUUGUGAAAUGAUAAUGAUGUAAAAUUCUUGAAGAGAUUUGAGGAGCUUAAGAUUAAUGAAUAGGAAUUUUAGUAAUAUAACAACCAAUAAAUACAAACUUGAUGAUGAUAUGAUUACCAUAAAAUAUAUUUUAAUGUUUAAAGUAUCCUUAAUUGAUAAUUUCUAGUAGUGUAUGUGGUUAUGGAUUUCAUAGUUAAUGUUUUGGCUUAUUUUUUGUAUUUAAUAUGUGGAGAAGAAAUAGUGCUUGGUUACCAUUUGUCUUUUUUUUAUGCAUUAAGCCUUUCAACAUUAGAUAAAUUAAUAUUACUUAACCCAGUUACUAGUUGUUAUCAUGGUGGCAACAGUGCCGUGCUGCUAAAUUUAUUUAAAUAAACUAUUCCAUGUUUUUUAGUAUAUUUUGUUAUCAACCAGUUUGUUGCCAAUUAUGCAAACAGACUUAUCAAAGAAAUUUUGCAAAAAAAUAAGACUUGUUUAGGUGAAGGCUACAAAACAUAAAUAAGUCAACUCAUAUUAGGCCCAACACAUGGCAAGAAGCCUCCAGUAGUGAGAAGAUUACAAACUAGGUUAAUUAAAAUAGUGAGAAGCUGGAAUCAAGCACUGUGGAGUUAACAAAGCAAUGGUAAACUUGAAGUUUUGGAUUUAAUGUUUAGGAGUUGUUAAUAGGGACAGUAUCAGUAUCAUUAGAAAUACUGUAAUUCUUUUAAAAUCAUCAAACACUGAAGAGUUCACUUGCUUGAUAGCCCCAGCAAUACUAAUAACACAACAUAUGAUGGUGUAGCAGUUUGCUAGGUUUUGUUUUGAACAUGAUAUUUAUAUCUUUAAAGGAGAUUUUUGGAGGUAUUUUAUGUAUUGUAUGUGUAAUUUAUUUUUCUGUGAUUCACGAGUUAAAAAUUAAGAAAAUAGUGAACAUUUUUUGGUGGCAAUGAGAUAAAUGUAUGAUCUUAGGUAGAGCCGGCCUGAUUAGUGGAAUUGGGUAUUCCAUUAAUCCUCAAGCUCAUUAAGUGAUUACACUCAACCAAUUGAUUAUUAUCACAUGAGACUUGGAUUGUUGGAAACACUAAUUUUAAUUAGAUGAUUAUUUUCAUGAGUUGUGAAACUAAUUGAUUAAGCUGAACUACCUUAAAAUGGGUUUAAUUAAAUUGAAAAUAAUAAUUAUAAAUUAUAAUGAAAAUAUUUUGAUUACUUAAAUAGAUAAAUAAUUGAAAACAGUAAUAAUUAAAAACAGUAAUAAUUAAAAACACUAAUUUUAAUUAGUUGAAUAUGUUCUUGGCAUUAAUCAAUGCUCAUUAUAUUGAGUUAAUCUCCCAGCUGUAAUCAUAGAUUAUUUCUCUUUUCUGAAGUUGGACUAAACCCACCAAUAGAAGGGAACCAAUUUUAUGUAGUGAAGGGGUUUGGGUUAUAAAACAUUAGUGUAAUACAGUUACAACACAUUUAAAGAUAGUAUUUCAGAUGUUUUGUCUGCAACAAGUCAAGUUACAGGUUUUAUUCAAUACCAGAACUUAUUGGAAGGGACUUGUUGCAGCUAAAGGUCUUUCAGAAAUGUUACUUUUUAGAAGUAUGAUUUGGCAGCUUAGGUAUUCUUAAACCACAAAAAUUCUAAUUUUAUUUAUUUUAAUCUGUAUCAGGUUUUAGGUGAAGAAAACAAAAAGGAUAACUAGCAUAAUUCAGAUAUAAAAGUAGUUACACUUUGGGAAUUUUUUCCUCUAAGCCUUAUAAAGUAUCAAAACAAUAUAAAUACCCUUAGAACUAUGGUAUAUCAUUAAUAUGUUAAAUAAUUGAUUCAUGAAAUAAAUUAAAUCAGGAAGAACAUAUUUUAUUUCAAUAAAAUGUGUCUUAAAGCCUAAACCUGGCUUCUGGGAUUAGUAACAGAACUUCCUAGAAUAAGGAUUAAUGCAUAAAAAUUGAGUAGUGGUUAUCUGUGACUUGACAUUUUUUUUAAGCAUAUAAAAUUAAAAAUUUGCAAAAAUUGAUAUUAGAAAUCACAGGAAGCUAUAUGAUGAUAAUUUAAGAAUUAAUUAUGAACAAAAGAAUGUUUGAAAACCUGUCACUACUAGUGUGCAAUGAUUAUCUGUGAUAUAAAAAAAACUAUUCACUUACUUUGUUGGUAUUCAUAAUUUAAUGAUACCAAUUUUUCAUGCUUGCAUGUUUUCAUGUGAUAAAUAUGUUUUGGUUUGUAGUUUAAGAAUUUGCCAGCAUCAUAUAAAGGGGAAAAAAAAACAUAGAGUGUAAUUCACUCCAUACUCCAGGGAAUAUUUGUUGAUCAAAUUAUCUUUAUCAAUCUCUAAAACCAAUAAUUGCAGAGAAAGGAAAACUGAUACUAAAUUACUGAAAAUGUAAAAGAUGUAGAAUUUAAAAAUUCUUUGAUCUGGUUAACUAGUAUAUGAUUAUACAUCAAGUUUCUAAAAUCUUACCCUUAUUGUAAGGAAAUUGUUUAGCUUUAAUGGGCUUAAUAUAACAAGAUAAUUAACAGCCAGUUGUGUUUAUGAACUUUUAUAUCACAAGUUGCAGUUUUUAAAAUGCACAAAAAAGAAGAAAGAAAUGCAUCAUCUCAAUUACUGAGGCUCUAGAAGUGGGUGGAUUGCAACAUGAGAUGUGUUUCUUAAAGUUUUGUAAAGUAGCAGUGAUUACUGUAAGUAAAAAUUUAAAAUUGAACAGGUCUUUUGCACACUAUAGCAAAAUCACUCUAGAAAUGAAAAAGAAAAUUAAAAAUCAUAGGCCAGAAAUUUUAAAUUGACCGAUAAUAGUCUACUUCAAAUGUGUUAUUGGCUUUUUUUUUCAUAUAUAGUUUAAAUAGUUUUUAGAUAGAGAUAAUGGUGUGAAAAGAUACAUUUAGUCAGAAUUUUAUUUGGUUCAUGGUAGUUAAAUGUUUAUAUAUAUAUAUAUUCCACUCUUUUAACCUAUCAUGUAUGUUUACUUAAAGUUGUGAUGAUGUUAAAAAGAAUUGUGUGAGAUAUUACUGAAUAUCUUGAGCUUUUAAUAGUUUUAUUUUUAUAAUUAUGUGAAAUAACACUGUAUAAAUAAGGUGGUGUAUUUUUAUAUCAUGGUAUGAGCUCUUAAAAUGGGUAUGGAAAAGUCAUUUAACUUGUAUUAAUUAUAUUUUUUCUAAUGGCAUAAAAAAAAUUUAAUGUUUUCUUUUGAACUUGAAAAGGGCCAUCUGUCUCAUAGUGGUUUGUUUGUUAUUGUUAAGCAUGAAGCUACACAAUUGGCUAUCUGUACUGUUGUGCCCACCACAAGUACAGGAACCUGGUUUUUAGCAUUAUAAGCCUUCAGUCUUAUAAGCCUUAGUCCCACUUAAAUAACCUUUGCUUCCAGAUUCUCAAGAGGAAAGAAAACUGAUUUUUAAAACGUGUAUUGAAGUUUUAGAUUUGUUUUUAAUGGUGAAUGACUUGCCAGUCCCAUACAAAUUUUAUUUUUAUUAACACAAAAUUUAUGAUUCAAGUGAGAUUUGUUUUACGAAAUCAUCUUGUAAGUUAUAUAACAUUAACAAAUAUAAACUUUAAAUACUAUAACAUAAAAUUCAAUGUGAAAUGCAAAGAUUUAAAUUUCUCACAGAAGACUUUCACCCAGUUUGUUGCUUUAUGUGUUCUUUCUGCAACACAUUUGCAAUCAUUGUCAAAAAGUCUCAUCAAGUUUUUGGAAGUAAGUUAGAGAGAAAGCAUUGACUUUUGAAAUGAUUAAGGUGAUAUAAAAAAAUUGUGCUUUCAAAACAGGUUUUAGUUUUUAUUUUCGUUUUGUCUAUAAUCUAUCAAAUGAAAUAUUCAAAAUUAAUUUAUGUAUAUUUGUCUUAGUUGUGUUUUUUUUUACAAACCUGUUAUGUUUUGUUCCACCUUUUUUCAUAUUACUGAGUAAAACCACUCAUCUUACCAACAAGUAUCAAAUGUCACUAAAAAAAAAAAAAGAAAUUGAAUACUGAAAAUCUUGAUAAGAGAGCCAGGUAAGAUUCUCUAAUUGUCCAGCAAAACAGAUACUUUUCAUAAUUAAAACUUAUUUUGAAAGGUUUAAUACUGAACAGACAGUCAUUACUAAUAAAACAUGCAGAGGAAGGGAUUUUAAGCUUCUGAAUGUACUGUAUUGUAAUUUUUAGUAAUUAGACUAUGCCUUUUAGAUUACAUAAAUUUGUAUAAAUUUAUUAUAGAGACAACCUAAAUCAGUAUUUCUAAUUGUGUAGUAAAUUAGUAACACAGUAUUUUCUAUGUAUAUGGUUUACUUAGAUACAAUUAUUAUAUAACUGUUCAUAUGUAUGUUUGUUGAAAAUCAGUGAUGUUAUUUUGUGACUUACAGAGGUUGACUAUGUUAUAAUAAUGAUUUUAGAGCCUCACCAUAUUGUUGCAGUUCAUGUUGGCUUUCUUUUUGGCAGUUAUUUUGACAAAAAGUAAUAAUUUUUAGAGAAAUAAUUAAUCAUCAGGGUGCUUGAACAUUAAGCUGUCUUCCUUCGCCUCAUUCGAGGCUGAUGAAUUUUAAAAUUAGCAUGAGAAUUAGACUUUUAUAGACUGAUUGAGAAUAUAGGACUUUUAGAGAAUUUAUAUUUAAUUAAUUAAAAAAAGAAAAAACAGCUAAACAAGGUGUGAGGAUGUCAGAAGUAACAUCUAGUCUUGGCUUAUAUGAUGACCAUGCAUCUUAACUAUAGCCCUAUAGUAUAGUUUCCAUUGCAGAAAACUAUGUCAUAAAGCUGUUAUACUCAAACCACACACUCUUCCUUGCAUGUUUUCCAUAGUCCCUAUAGUGUGUAGGGUUAAAGGUUUCCCAGUACCCAUUUCGUCAUUCCAAUCACACACAAGUCCAUAGGUGUUGCAUAUGGUAACAUAACUGGUAUGUCUUCAUAUGGAUUAGUAUGAAUACUUGUUUCAUUUUCCAUUUGCUUAAGAUAUACAAAGUUGAAUGGGUGGUAUGAUUGGAAACCUAAUAUUGGGAACCAAUACCCAUUUGCCCUUGUUUCCAGAGAGAGAGAGGGAGCCUUCUUGAUUAUGUUGCUUACUGUUGCCUGGGGCAUGUAACCAGCUUUUGCCACUGACCUUUGUGUUUGUGGAUUCUAACUUGUUACAAGGUGUCACACUUUGCUUACCAUAGCUGAGUAUGGCUUGUUGUAUGUCUCUUUCUAGAUAGUCCUGGUGCCUAAAGCUGAUCGGUGCUCUUUUUUUCUCAAUGCCAUUGAAUACAAGGGAAAUUAUGAAUUUAAGCUGAAUAUGUCUUUAUGAUCCAAGAUUUUGAAUAGUUUGUGUCACAAGGGACUGUUACAUACAGAAAUUAUCCAUUUUAGGUGGCAUCACACUACCUACAAAAUGUUAAACAAUAUCAAAGUGUAGUUCUGAUACAUGCUGUUUCACUGCAACUUUAUAUCAGCUGUGGUUGUUAUGUGUCUUAUUAAUUUGCAUACUCAAACUUGCUUUGUGUAUAAUGCAUCAAGUAACAUAUUCAACAUUAACUUAUAAAAUAAUUUGGCUAUCAAGGAAAGAUAUUCACAGAUCUAAAAAAUUAUGUUUUAAUAUAACAUAAUCAACCUUUUGUUCUGUACAUGAAUAAAAAUGUUUUUGCAAUCAAUCCAACAUUGUAAGAGUUACAAAUGUUUACUAGUUUCUAUAUAGAAGGUAUUAUGUAGGAAAUUCGUAGUUUGUUAUACUCUGUUAAAGUGUUAUUAUUAAUUUUUUAUGCUUAAAAUGUGAAGUAAGAUAACCAGAAAGAGAAUGUACAGUUUAAAGCUGGUGUAACUUGGGUAAUAAAAACCUGUCAAUAAUAA
Messenger RNA from Limulus polyphemus (Atlantic horseshoe crab), 10144 nucleotides. Its product is annotated as nuclear factor NF-kappa-B p105 subunit-like. The transcript has 19 exons. Gene Ontology annotation, molecular function: DNA-binding transcription factor activity; protein binding; DNA binding. Bases 854 to 4336 code for a protein of 1160 amino acids. Gene Ontology annotation, cellular component: cytoplasm. Gene Ontology annotation, biological process: response to cytokine; cellular response to stress; non-canonical NF-kappaB signal transduction. The record is from RefSeq and is a predicted model, not a curated record. Lineage: Eukaryota; Metazoa; Arthropoda; Merostomata; Xiphosura; Limulidae.